AUGUCUGGGUUUUCAUUCUUCAGUUCAUUAAAUAAUAGUCUUAUCAAUGACUUGACAAACCAAUUGCCUCCGAGAGCUAGUGAUCGGGCGAUACACGAGUGCUCUCUCCUGAAGACAGACAACAGCACACUGUCAGCACUGGUGCCCGGAUGGGAGGGCAUCCCCACCGCCAUUAUCAUGAAUUUCUGUCUCGGAUUAUUAAUUCUGUUUGGUUUCGGAGCUCUUCGGCGACGAUCUAUCGUUAAGGAGAAACAGUACACAAAGGAAGUGAAGACUCACAUGAAUACAGAUUUCCUUCAGUUUAUUUACGACAACAAGAAGUCGAGUGAAAGCGAGUACUUCACGGAUAAACAGAUCAACCGAAACCAUCCGAAGGCAUACCUACCACUCGUUUUGCACAGUUAUGAUCACCUCAUCCCCGAUAGAGUCCAGGAGAAGCCCGAAGAGUCCAAUAUUGAACUCUUUACCACAACUGUUGGGUCACCACCUCUUGAUGCGGAAGACAAUCAAAAAGACGAAAAGAACAACAAAUCUAAACUAAAUAUCGAAAAUUUGGACAAAACAGGAAACUUACCGACUCUUAGGUCGCGAUCUGCCCGGAAUGCCCUAAACAGUAGGCCGACCACACCAACCGACUCAACCCAACCUCAAGAACAACAACUAUCACUCUUGAAGACCGUUCUGCAAGCGAAUGAUACGGAUAGUGUCAUCAGUUUGUCAAUUGGUCCCCAAAAAGAUAGAGAAUCACCAAAACCAACGGACAACACCACGAAGACACUCACGGAAUGGAUCAUUAAAUACCUGUUAAUCAAAGACAAAGACAUACUCCAGAAGCGAGGAGUGGAUGCACUGCAAUAUCUGCUCUUUCAGAGAUACCUCUUGUAUUUGAUGGUUUGUCUGACAAUCAUAUGUCUGCUAAUCAUUCUUCCGAUCAAUUUAUACGGAAACCGUUUGGAUGGCUUCGAAGAUGUGGCUUAUAAGAAGACGACCAUGCUCAAUAUUAGGUACACAUCACCACUCAUUUGGGUUCACGCUUUCAUGACUCUUAUGGUGGUCUUUAUGGGCAUUUAUUUGAUGGAAAACUACUCAAUGAUUAUCAGCCAAAGGGUGAUAAACAUCGAUAAGAAAAUACUAAUUAUAGAGAAUAUUCCGAACUCGCAGCGAAACCCAAGAUCUUUGACUGAUUUUUUCAAAACCAAGUUUCCCAACACAUAUAUCGUGCGAAUAGUUUUCGUCUACGAUAUCAGCAAAGUUUUGGAGCUCAUGAAAAGCCUCUUAACCACAAUUGAAGCCAAAAAAUAUUGCGCUCAUUAUCUGCAAAUAUAUGGGCAAAGGUGCGAAGUGAGGCCUUACACGUUGGGAAACCUAUUGGGUAUAUUAGGCUGUUGUUAUCACUUCCCAAAAGUGGAUGGAAUCGAGUUCUAUACGAAAGAGAAACAAGAACUCGAAGACAGUAUCAACAAAGAGUUGGAGAUAUGUGUGUCGACACCGCAAAGAAUGGCAUUCGUUGUGUUCAGCGAUAAAUCUGAAGCCAAAGAGCAAUGGCUUUGUGGUCAUAAAUCAGAUUCAAUGAACUCGUGGCUAUGGCAGGUCUCUUACGCUCCAUUUCCUGAUGAUAUUGAAUGGACAGACAUAUCUGCCGCCAGGUCUCGACUGAUGAUUUCAGACUUCCUCCUCAAUGUGCUGAUAGUCGUCGUCUUCCUAUUCCUUUCGACGCCUUAUUCUGUCAUUCAUUUACUCAAAUCAAUGCCAGCGCUCAAUGAGACUAUUGAAGAAGUGCCUCAUUUGACCAAAAGUAACGAUAAAGUGGUCAAAAACGGACCGUUUUUUAUAAACUAUGUGUUGACCGCCGCCACACUCGGCAACGCUCUCGAGUUGACACGAAUACCAGAACUCAUAUCAUAUCUCAUAUGUAUUAUCCUUAUGUCCAGAAGUCCCGCAGAAUAUCUCAGAGCCCGACAAUUGACACGAUUUGAGUUUCAUUUCGGCACUUAUUAUCCCAGAGUAUUACUAGUCUUCACACUUGUGGUCACUUUCAGUAUUUCAAAUCCACUCAUCGCACCCGUAGGUCUGUUUUAUAUGUUUUUCAAGAAUUUGGUGGAUAGGUAUCUGAUAUAUCACGUGUAUAUCCCGUCAAAAAUCAACUACAAAAUGCACGCCAAAGCGAUACUCUUUGUGAAGAUAUCGUAUGUAUUUCUUCUGCUCCAGGUUUACAUCAAUUUGAACGGAAGGGACAAUCCCUGGCCGUAUUUGACCAGAAACUUCAAUUAUUGGUCUAAAAGAGGUAUAAAUGGUCCGAAACCACUGAUAGGGUUCGGCAACGUAUUGAGUCAGUUCAUAACACCCAGGCCUUUAUUCGAACUCCAGUGGUAUAAGAAAUAUGGAAAAUUAUAUGGUACUUAUAUUGGAAACGAACCGGUCAUUAAUGUCGCGGACCCGGAGUUAAUUAAAACAAUUUUAGUCAAAGACUUUCAUUUAUUUCCGGAAAGACAUCCCGAUAGAGGACUUCACCCCAUAUUAGAGAAGAAUUUAGUGGAUGUGACCGGAGAUGACUGGAAAAGACUGCGAUCGCUGGCCAGCCCUACGUUCAGUUCCGGCAAAAUGAAGAAAAUGUAUCCAAUGAUCAAAAGCUGUUUGGAGGAGUUCUUGAGUGAGUUAAAUACGUACGCCAAGGAGGGACGGGAGGCUAAUAUGAAGGAACUAUACGGCAAUUAUACAAUGGAUGUGAUCGCCACGUGUGCCUUCGCCACCAAAACCAAUGCCCAUAAGGACCCAAACAAUCCGUUUAUAAAGAAUGCAAAAGUAAUAUUCAGUGUAAAAGUGGCCAAAAUGGUAGCCGUUUUAGUGUUGCCUAAACCUGUGCUCAGAAAAAUGGGAAUUCAAUCGUUUUUUGAUGAGUCAGCCAACGAUUUCUUUUUCAAUCUGACCCGACAUGUGAUUAAACAGCGAAAGAAUAGUAAUAAGAAAUACAACGAUUUCAUUGAUUUGCUAUUAAAUGCUGAGAAGAGUAAUAACGAAGUCAUUCACGACGAGAAUGAUGCCCACGAAUCACAUCAUGUGAAUGAAGGCGAAGAAGAGUUAGAAAUACAAAAUAAUACAUUGAAUGGCAUUAAGAAGUAUAUAACUGAAGAUGAGAUCCUAGCCCAGGCCUGGAUCUUCUUUCAGGCGGGUUAUGAGACGACUGCAACAACCCUUACAUUCGCAACGUAUGAAUUGGCCUUAAAUGAAGACAUCCAACAGAAACUAUACGAAGAAGUGUUGUCUGCCGUCGACGCCAAGGGAGACAUUGAUUACGACUUGUUGUCGAAACUACCCUUUUUGGAUGCAGUCAUCUCUGAGACAUUAAGACUUCAUUCGCCAGUUCUUAGACUUUCUCGAAACUGUAUAAAUGGUGAUUAUAAAUUAGGCAACACUGGGAUCACCCUGUAUAAGAACCAAAGAGUCGAGAUUCCGACUUUUGCCAUUCAUUUGAGUGAAGAAUAUUAUCCAAACGCAGAGAAGUUUAUUCCGGAUAGAUUUUUGCCCGAAAACCGACACAAAAUAGUGCCCUACACUUACCUACCUUUCGGUGCUGGUCCUCGCAAUUGCAUUGGUAUGAGGUUUGCGUUAAUGGAGGCAAAGCUGGGGUUGGCUCAAGUGCUCCGACGAUUCAAAAUCGUGAGGACCUCACAAACGGAUGUUCCGCUCAAAUUCAAUAAGACUUUAUUCUUAAACUCCGCAAAACGUGUCAUCGUUGGCAUUGAAGCCAGAAAUUGA
Messenger RNA from Oppiella nova, 3756 nucleotides. The record is from the annotation of a GenBank genome assembly. Lineage: Eukaryota; Metazoa; Arthropoda; Arachnida; Sarcoptiformes; Oppiidae.